Molecule: messenger RNA, 1177 nt
Organism: Cherax quadricarinatus
Lineage: Eukaryota; Metazoa; Arthropoda; Malacostraca; Decapoda; Parastacidae
Source: RefSeq, a predicted model, not a curated record
GACGGGUCGUUAAACGCCGCCUCCUGUGUCAAUUCCUCCCAUAGAUUAUCACGCGCAUAUAUUCAAGUUCUCCUAGUCACUUUUUUAGAGUGCGUUUUGCAAGGUUUUCAUGUUUAUCGACAAACGUCGACUUGUAAAUUUGUUCUGGUGUUAAUGACCUUGCAACUGAGCCAUCUUAAACAGAAACAAGAAUAGGAAAGGAAGAAGAGCUAGAAAGACGAAGAAAAAAAAAAAGGCAAAGAACAGGUGCGGGAUGCUGACGCGGAUUCAGAGACAAGUGCACAGGAACCCGACACUUGGAGUGCUGAUGACGCUGGCUCUGUGGUGGUCGGUGACGUGUCUGGUGGCGUACUCACUCAAGAGCAGCAGACACAGUGACGUAGAUGACGUACACCCCUUGGGGCUACCUGAAGAAAAGGAGAUCUCUUCCCAGCAAAGCGAGAAUUUUAGGAGACAGAGGUUCUUAAGGAGAAAUAGACACGUCAACGAAGACCAUAGGAGCUCCCUUAAACGUCAUUCUGCUUCUCAAAACCUCGAGAUGAUGAUGAACACCACAGAACUUAAUUAUUCUCUUAAAGAGUUGUUCCUAGAACAUGAAAAGCUCACAGGAGGUUUACGGCCAACUAAACCAAGGAAGCGACACCAAUUUUUCAACAAACUACAUAUGGUUGAAGAAAACAUUGACUUGGACAACAUUUCUCAGAGCGCUGAGAAUUUUGAGGGUAGUAAUAGACAUCUCCUAAGUAUUAGAUCGGAAAAAAACUCUGAUUUUAAAGGGAUAUCAUCUAGCAAUUACGAUUUUAAGAAAUAUGACGGUAGUGGUAGACGUCUUCUUAGCACUAGACCAAAAACAGAGUCAGAAAUUUACGGCGAACCAGCUGGUAAUCAUGGUUUUAUGUCAAGAAACGAAUUAAUAAAAAAUGACGAGACAUCCUUUUUUGUACAUACAAAUCCAGAUUCAGUCACUUGGAGGACUCUGAUGAGUAAUGUAUGUAAGGAUACCCCGGAGCCCCAGAGUUACCAUGGCAACAUCUCUAGUCUGGUUAAAUACAUCGAGACGAUUAUCAAAAUUCUCGUCUACUUCAGCAGGUCGUCCUUCAAGGUCAUCUUCAUCACUGAAAGUCAAGGCAGCUACGACCUGGUCCUCCGCCACCUCAAUAACUGGCCGCCCGAGUAA